AUGCCCCUCUGCUAUAGUGCCCACUGCCGCCACACACGCUGGCAGCACGUGGGUGUCCAAAGCGAUACCGAUUGCCGGAAAACUUCAAAAUCGAGAGCCACCUUUCCGGCUAUAGCUACUAUUCGACGAGUGGAGCAACUUAUUCAACUGCGGCAGCAUCCAAUUUCAACCCGAAAUCCGGCCAAAACCUAA
Molecule: messenger RNA, 192 nt
Organism: Prunus armeniaca (apricot)
Lineage: Eukaryota; Viridiplantae; Streptophyta; Magnoliopsida; Rosales; Rosaceae
Source: the annotation of a GenBank genome assembly